AUGAGAGCCUAUCUUUUCAAUGACAAAGAACACGUCUUUAGCAAAAUGACACAUUUAACAGAAAUUUCUUCCUCCAUCUUCCCUAGCAGAGAUUCAUCCAUAGUCAACAUAAUGGAAAAUUCUAAGAUUUAUGACUCUUUUCAACAUGAACUUGAGGAUUAUGUUAGAAAGCAGAAAGCCAGAGGAUUACAACCAGAGGUUUGCUUUAGAAAGGUGACAGAAGAUUCUGAGUACAAAGACAGAGGCCACACUGCACCCAGACCUCUAAUGCUGGAGCAGGGAUCCUCCUUCACAAGGACCCACACAUUCUCCAGUUCCCACCCAAGGCAGAGAACAGAAGAAAACCAGUUACUGCCGUGGUCCAAACUUCAUCACUCCAGACAAAGACUGGAAUCUCUAAGCCACUGUCAGAAAACACAGGACCAUUUCUCCAAGAAUCUGUGGCUUCCAAGCCCACCCGUGCAAGGAAAGACCCCUGACCUCCAUGCUGCACAACGCGGGAAAGAUACCAGCCACCUCUGGGAGGAGGAUCCCACCAGAGCCCAUCAGGCUGGAGAUCAAGAUCAAGGCCAGGGCAGAAGGUUCAGGGAGGAGGGAAGAGGAGAAUGUGACAAGGAGGAGCAGGGACAGGGGAAGACAAAGCAUCGUGAGCAUGGAGAUUCCCAUAAAGAGAACAAGAAAAAGGCCAAGGUGCAGCCAAUCAGCGCGGAAAAGCCCAAACACAGAAAGAGGAGCCACCAAGAUACCACACAGGAGGGAAGAAGGUCCCAGAGAGAGAAGAAGCAACCUGGCAAAGAAAGCACGCAGGAGAGGGACUUGUGGGAUGAAGCCGUCCUCAGCAGUUGUUACUGA
Molecule: messenger RNA, 852 nt
Organism: Lutra lutra (Eurasian river otter)
Lineage: Eukaryota; Metazoa; Chordata; Mammalia; Carnivora; Mustelidae
Product: zinc finger matrin-type protein 1-like
Exons: 1
Coding region: 1-852 (283 amino acids)
Source: RefSeq, a predicted model, not a curated record